Molecule: messenger RNA, 280 nt
Organism: Effrenium voratum
Lineage: Eukaryota; Dinophyceae; Suessiales; Symbiodiniaceae
Source: the annotation of a GenBank genome assembly
GUACACACAGCUCAUGGCGAGCCACGCAUUGGGCACUGUGCCGUACCGCUGGGACCAGAUGGACAGCCAGGGCUCGCCCUACCGAUGUGCCAACCUGGUGCAGGUGUGCUUCCUCGAGCCGCUGCCGGUGGUGCGCUGCUCUGGUCCCUUCUUCUGGGAUGGCUCGGUUCCUGGCGAGGAGAAGGCGGCGGUGCUGCGUUCUGCGCUGGGCUUGUCGAAGGAGCCGCUGAUGGCACAGCUGGGCCUCGCCCAGAAGGCGGUGCUCAUGGAAGAGACGGAG